UUUUAGCUCUUUCGCUCACAAUUUUCCGAGCAGCGGUCCUGAACGGUCCGGUCCCCGUAGUUAGCGAAGCGAUCACGUGAAAAUUUUCCACAUUAAUUUUCCCUUAAAUGGGCUUAACGAUGUGAUGCAUCCGCCCCUAGUUCAAUCAGCUGACGUGAUGGCGAAAAUUUGUUUGAUUGGUGAAGAUUUGAAUUUUCCAGAACCUUGAAGGACAACGACAAUGUGUGGCAUAUAUUGAAAAGGAGUGAAAAUACGUGACGAGAAGAAGAAACGGAGAAUCAGGAAAAUGUGUAAUACUGGUGUCGUAUGAGUGUGCAAGUUUGAAUUUAUUUUAAACCAUAAAUCGGUGACUUUGAGUAUCUGUGGCCAGUGACAUCAGUGAACGGUGACGACAUCCGAAACGACAAUGGACCCAAAAUCAGAUGUUCCGGUAGUUGCCCGUCGGCGAAGGAAGGCGGCCAGGCAGCUUCGUGAGUCUACACCGGAUCCAACACAGCGAGGGGCGGUAACAGAUGGAAGUCAGAGUCAAGCAUCGGACGAUCAGAGUGGAUCGGAUUGCAGAAGUACUGGCCGAAGUACGGUCGAUUCUAGCCCUCGUGGGUCGGUUAAUAGUAAGAAGAGUUUUAUCGAACGAGCGAUGGAAUACGGAAGUCAUCGGAAUAAGAUCCUCAGCAGGAAGGAUAAGAAAUUAACGGUCAUGUCGCAAAGAAGCCGAUCAGUACCACGCGACAGCGAGGAAGUUCCCAGCAGUCCGGAGAUUUUUUCGUUGCUUCGUCGAGCGAAAAAGAGCUUGUCUUCGUCGCGUAAACCAAAAACGGAUGAUUCAAGCGAUGGCGGUAAAAUAUCGGAUACUGAAGUUCGCAAACGGCGUGAACGAAUCGAGCGCUACCAAUCCGAACGUAGCAAAGAUGGCGAUCAAAAAUCGUCUCAACUUCAAAAUAAUCUGACUCGCUUCAACGAAGAGCGUCGUAAAUUUGAGUUGGAAAAACUCAAAUUCCUUCAGGAAAAACGAGAACUAGAUAGGAUGAGGCUAAGGCGAUUCGAUAAGUACCGCGAGGAAUUGUUGGAAGAACAGAGACAAAAGCUCCAAAUUGAGCUACGCAACCGGGAGCGAGAUGAACGCUCCAAGAGCAUUGAAGCUCCGAUUCUGCCUCCAGCACCACCAACGAGAUCCAAAACUCCUGUGUCACCAGGAGCGGCCAGGAAGAAAAUUUUAAUUAUUCCAAAAACGUCCAGCCCAUCGGCUUCGAGUAGCGAAGAAGAAGGCAACAAUACAAGCGAUGAAGAACAUACAGCAACUAUCAGGAGGCGAUUUUCACCAAGAAAACCCAAAAGGCCUAGAUCUGCAAAGAUCGAUCACUUAAAAUUGUCCAAAACACCAGAGCCGGCGACGUCUCCGGAACCAGAAUCAGAACUUCCUUCAGAUUUUCCUCCGGAGCCGGAGCCUGCAGAACCGGAGACGGUUGUUAUUGCCGAAACGGAAACACCUACUGUUGCCGAACCAGAACCGUCAGCCGAUUUAGAGCAGAAGGUAGAAGAAGAGAUGGUGUUGACUCAGAGAAAAACUGCGAAAUCUAAUGAGGAUGGAGCAAAGGAUGAACUAGAUAAAAAGAAAAUCGAAGACGACAAAUGUGAAGGGCACGAUACAACAGAUCAAAAGAAGGUCGAGGCAGCUGUGGAUGAUAAGGAGGUUAUAGGUCCUAAAGAAAAAAAGCGCAGGCGAGCAUUGCUUAUUUACGAAGAGAAAAAGGACGAUUCGUUCACCUGGAGUGAAAUAUUAGGCGAGAUGAAAGACUUCUGGUUAGACUUUUUAGAUGAUAACCCCUUAGAAAUUCGACGGAUAAGAUUACAAAUCAAUGAAUGCGUUUUCUAUUUCGGAGUUAUGGUUUUACUGUGUGGAGUAGGAGGCAUCAUUUUCAGAGUCACUGAGGGUACAUUCGAAUCACAAUACAAAUGCGGUGUCAAAAGGGUAAAGAGGGACUUCAUUGAUCAGCUGUGGGUAUCCAGUCACAGUCAAAGGGAAGAGGACUGGAAACAGACGGCUAGAGCCAGAUUGAGGAAAUUUGAAGAAGAGCUGCAGGUUGCAUUUGAAGCUGGAAUGAAAACCUACAGUGGCAAUACAGCAUGGAACUUUAUCAACGGUGUGAUCUAUUCUCUGACUGUGGUGUCAACAAUUGGAUAUGGCCACAUAUCACCAUCUACAACGACGGGUCGAGCGUUGACUAUUGUAUAUGCUAUUAUCGGUAUUCCCAUAUUUCUCAUAGUUCUUGCUGAUUUUGGCAAACUGUUCACUAGAGGUAUCAAAUUUAUAUGGGCAUACGUUCGCCGAUUAUAUUACACCGGAUCGAUUCGAAAAGUGCGAAAAACAGCUCAAGUUAAGGAAGUAAUGAAAGGACUAAACGUGAUGUAUGAUAUGGUGAGACGUCCCAGCGGUGACCAAGAACUGCAACCGACUAACAUCCAAGGCACAGAACAACCACAGCCUUCAACUUCAGCGGAUGUUCCUCCGACUUGUGAAUCUCCAGCCACCCCAGUUCCUGAAACAUUCGAAAUCGACGACGAAUUCAAUCUUCCCAUUUCAAUUGCAAUCUUCAUUCUUGUCGCUUACAUGCUGUUUGGAGCAACCAUUUACUACACUUGGGAGAAUUGGUCAUUUUUCGAAGCUUUCUAUUUUGUGUUCAUUUCGAUCUCAACUAUCGGUUUCGGAGACUUUGUUCCUCAGCAUCCUAUCUACAUGAUGUGUAGCAUUAUUUAUCUCAUCUUCGGCUUAGCCUUAACUUCGAUGUGUAUCAAUGUUGUUCAACUCAAAUUAAGUGAUAGUUUCCGACAAGCUAGCGCUAAGAUUGGAGCCACUAUUGGCUUGCAGAUGGCAGAAGCCGCUUCAUUACAGCAAUCUCAGUCACAAUCUCACGUACAAACCCCGGUGGAACUGAACACAGUUCACACAAGCACUCCAACAAGUGAUAAUGGAAGCCAACAACAUCCAGUACCACCCACUAGUUUGAAUGGAGAUGCAACCAUGACUCCAGUACUUCCGGAAAGGCCGAAAAAAGUUAGCAACAAUGCUAUCAAAGAUGACAAAAAAGAGUAAACGAAUUACAUAACGAAUUAUAUUUGAACACUGACUGAUUAACGAAUGAAAGUUGUGUGAAAACGAAAGUUUUAACAAUAAAAACCGGUAUUUUUCCCGAUGUUCUAUAGCUACUAAAAUAAGCGAAUAUGCCAUGCACAAUCGCCAUGUUAUUUGAUAAGCGCCUUGCGAGAAUGAAUUUUAUCAUAUUUAUAUACAAUCAAUAGCUUUAAGAACAAAAAUGCACCAAAAAUACAUAUGAAUUAUAUAUUUGAACUCUUCGCCUUAGAUAGGAUAUGUUAAUAAGGGAUUUUCGGUCCAAACGUGAUCUAUGCAAAGCGUGUUUGUUAGAAUCUUGUUAAAUGAGUAGAACGGCAGCGGACUAAACCGGAAACAUGCAGUGGAAAAUAAUAAAAUGCUUUUAACUAAAAUUGUUACUAUAAAUUUAUUUCGGCAUUGCUGAAUUAAAAAAAAUGCGAAUA
Messenger RNA from Aedes aegypti (yellow fever mosquito), 3552 nucleotides. RefSeq names its product potassium channel subfamily K member 18. Gene Ontology annotation, cellular component: membrane. The transcript has 5 exons. Gene Ontology annotation, biological process: potassium ion transmembrane transport; stabilization of membrane potential. Bases 407 to 3091 code for a protein of 894 amino acids. NCBI's taxonomy places the organism in Eukaryota, Metazoa, Arthropoda, Insecta, Diptera, Culicidae. Gene Ontology annotation, molecular function: potassium ion leak channel activity. The record is from RefSeq and is a predicted model, not a curated record.